AUGCUUCAGCUAAACCAGACACACUGCUUUCUAACUAAAAAUGUUUUACAACAAUGAUCGCUGGCAAGCUCCCAUGGAAUAAAAAAGGCUUGGGUAAUUUCACACUGUGGAGCUUCAGAGAUACCUAAGACAAGGCAUGAACGCUUGGCAACACAGAGGCCUCUAAGUUUAGGAAACAAAAAGAGGAGGGAAUAAGCAUGGGAGAAAGUGCAGCCUGCAUGACAUUCUGUCCCUGGGCACUCUCACAGACCUUGAGCUCCAAGAAAUAAUGCUUCCCCCUAAAGAAAAUUAUCUUGGCAAGACGCUGACAGGUUUGUUCAUUGGGCUGCUGAGCAUCUGCUCUCUGGGUCAGCAGAACAUCAGUUGUUUAAGGCACUGUGUCAAAGCACACUACUCACUUUCUUUUUCUUAAUUCACAACAAUAGUCCCAAGAAAAAGCAGGAGAAUGCCUCAGCAGAAGCUGAUUCCGAUUCACUUUGUGGAUGGAACAUGAGGAAAUUCUCUCUUCUCAUCUGAACUGAAAACACCUGAGGUGGGGAGGGCAAGAGACAGCUCGGAUCACAAAGCCCACUGGACCCCAGCAGCUGGUUUGCCUACAGCAAGGGAGGCCUGUUCCCGUCUCCCCGCGAGCUGAAGGCCUGCGCAGCCCUGCCUCGCCAACUGCCCCAGCCAAGGAGAACAAACCCUCGCAAACCACCUUGGCUUUGGCAGUGCCAACCACCUCCAGGCACACACGAUAACAGCUCAAGGUGAACGCUUCGGCCACCUGCCCCAGCCUGAGCACCACUGUUGACACAAACCCUGUCGCUGUAAAUAACAUGUUUAAGAAUCAAAGCCAUCUAAUCUUGUUCUUGCACUGCUCCUGCAGCCCCACGACACAGCACGGCCUGAUAACAGCGCUGGCCCCAGCUCGAGUGUUAAGGCCCAUUGUCAUGGUAUCAUUUUUUGUGAUACUGAUCUUUCCCAAGUUCUGAAAUGUUUGUCCAUCUUGGUUGACACAAGACUCGCAUGAGCUGAGAGGAGCAUAUAAAAAGGGGAAACGCUCUGCACCACAUCAGUUCUGGUCCACAAUGGCCAAGCUCACUUUGUUCACCGGUCUGGUCCUCCUGCUGAACGCCCACAUAGGCUCUGCCUAUGUGUUGUCAUGUUACUUCACCAACUGGGCCCAGUACAGGCCUGGACUGGGGAAGUUCAAGCCUGACAACAUUGACCCAUGCCUCUGCGACCACCUGAUCUACGCUUUUGCUGGGAUGAACAACAACGAGAUUGCGACUAUCGAAUGGGAUGACGUGACCCUUUACCAGUCUUUCAACGGCCUGAAGAACCAGAACAAAAAUCUGAAGACUCUCCUGGCAAUUGGAGGAUGGAACUUUGGGACAGCCAAGUUCUCCACAAUGGUGUCCACACCCGAGAACCGCCAGACCUUCAUCAAUUCUGUCAUCAAAUUCCUGCGCCAGUAUGAAUUUGAUGGGCUGGAUAUUGACUGGGAAUACCCCGGGUCCAGGGGCAGCACACCCCAGGACAAGGGCCUCUUUACCGUCCUGGUUAAGGAAAUGCUGGCAGCCUUUGAGCAGGAAGCCAAGCAGGUCAAUAAGCCCCGUCUCAUGGUCACCGCCGCUGUCGCUGCAGGACUCUCCAACAUUCAGUCUGGCUACCAAAUUGCUGAGCUUGGACAGUACUUGGACUACUUCCAUGUCAUGACUUAUGACUUCCACGGCUCCUGGGAUGGACACACUGGGGAGAACAGCCCUCUGUACAAAGGCCCAGCUGACACUGGUGACCUCAUCUACUCAACGUCGAUUCACGCUAUGAACUACUGGAAGAGCAAUGGUGCUCCAGCUGAGAAGCUCCUUGUUGGAUUCCCAAUAGGACACAGCUUCAACCUCCAGAGCGCAUCUGACACUGCUGUUGGGGCACCAACAACAGGACCUGGGACCAGCUGGACCUUCCACAAGGCAGUAGGAUUCUUGGCUUACUACGAGAUCUGCACAUUCCUGGACUCUGGAGCCACCCAGGCUUGGGAUGCCCCUCAGGACGUGCCCUACGCCUACAAGGGCAGCGAUUGGGUUGGCUACGACAACAUCAAGAGCUACAAAUCAGGUAGGAUUGACUGGCUGAAGAAGAACAAUUUUGGCGGUGCUAUGGUUUGGGCCCUUGAUAUGGAUGACUUCACCGGCACUUUCUGCAAGCAGGGCAAAUAUCCUCUCAUCACUACCCUGAAGAACGGCCUCGGCCAGCAGAACAGCGACUGUGUUGCUCCAGCUCAGCCCAACCCUCCAGUCACCGCAGCUCCAGCCCAGGGAGGUGGAAGUGGAAGCGGGAGCUCAAGUGGCAAUACUGGUGGUUCCAGUGGCAACACUGGAAGUUCUGGUGGGAGCGGUUUCUGUGCUGGCAAGGCCAACGGCAUCUAUGCAGAUCCAACCAACAAGAGCAACUUCUACAACUGCGAUGAUGGGCAAACCUACAUGGAGAGCUGCCAGAAUGGCCUCGUCUUUGAUACCAGCUGCUCCUGCUGCAACUGGGCAUGAAGACGCUGAUGCUAUUACGCAAACAAACCCCCCUGACCUAAUUGCACACAAUAAGAAUGAUUAAAUAAAGUGAUCUGC
Cuculus canorus (common cuckoo) is the source of this 2606-nucleotide messenger RNA. Its product is annotated as acidic mammalian chitinase. Gene Ontology annotation, cellular component: extracellular region. NCBI's taxonomy places the organism in Eukaryota, Metazoa, Chordata, Aves, Cuculiformes, Cuculidae. Gene Ontology annotation, biological process: chitin catabolic process; carbohydrate metabolic process. Gene Ontology annotation, molecular function: chitin binding; chitinase activity. The record is from RefSeq and is a predicted model, not a curated record.